Messenger RNA from Etheostoma spectabile (orangethroat darter), 2447 nucleotides. It is a transcript of the gene zmat3, whose product is annotated as zinc finger, matrin-type 3. The transcript is spliced from 6 exons. The record is from RefSeq and is a predicted model, not a curated record. The coding region runs from base 143 to 1621 and encodes 492 amino acids. NCBI's taxonomy places the organism in Eukaryota, Metazoa, Chordata, Actinopteri, Perciformes, Percidae. Gene Ontology annotation, molecular function: zinc ion binding; nucleic acid binding.
CUGACUGGUGAUUUUUGAAUUUCGCUUUCAUCUUAGAAUCCCCCCUCCGGUGAAAGCCUCAGUGUCUGACCGUGUGCUAGGUACUCCUGCCUGGCCGCCAGGUUUUUUGGAGAGAAGAAGUUGGCGAAGGGAUGUGACUGCGAUGAUGGCGCUGCAGCUGAAGAACGGGGAUGCAGCGUACUACCAGACUGCGGAUUACUGCAGAAAUUACACUUCGCCGCCUGUCAGAUACGGUGACAGCAGCCACUAUCUUGCCCGUUUGCCAGGCCCAGAGACCAUGUUGAAGCCUCCACUGAGUCUCUUCCGCCAUCCCCAGCAGCCUUUCCACCACAUGGAAUCUCUGCACCAGCUGGGACCUCCGCCAAUGGCGCCUACGCAGCCUCUCGGUCCACCACCCCUUGCCCCUGCUCAGGCGAUUGGACCUCCAACUAUGGUUCCAACCCAGACACUAGGCCCCCCUCCAAUGACUGCUACUCACACGUUAAGACAUCACCCUAUUACCCAACCACACAGCUUAGGUCCGCCUCCAAUGGCCCCAUCUCAACCACUGGGGCCUCCACCAAUGGCACACACCUUGGGUCCCCCACCCGUAGAUCACACACAAGCAAUAGUGCCUCCAACCAUGGACCUCAUGCAACCAAUGGGGCGUCCACCUCUGAACCCUGCACAAACACUGGCGCCCCCACCUGUAGUGGCGCACGCAGCCGGUCAAUUCACCCUCCCUCACAGCCCUUUGUCCUCCCCUGUUGGUCCAGGCCCAGACCCUUCACACCUGCCCAGAGGACCGGCCCUCAUCCAAGCCCCGAUGUCCUGCCUCAUCCCCGGUCCUCUCCCGGGUCAGGCAGCCCCAGCCAGCGAGCAGCCCCAGGAUGAAGGCUCGCUGCUUGGGAUGGAGGAGCAGGAAGACUCUCUGGGGUUGGGGGAAUUGUGUAAACCACUGUACUGUAAACUCUGCAACGUUACCCUUAACUCUGCUCAGCAGGCACAGGCUCACUACCAGGGGAAAAACCACAGUAAGAAGUUGAGAAAUUUCUAUGCUGGGAGUCAACAGCCUCCAGCCAUCAGGAUUCCAGAAGUCCAGGAGGCGGCUGGCCAGACAUCCCUCAGCUCAGGAUCAAACGACAGUGAUGCAGCCAGGCAGGCGCAGUACAAGGGGGCGACUCGGGUCAUCUUGGCCACAGAGAACGACUAUUGUAAGCUGUGUGACGCCUCCUUCAGUUCACUGGCAGUUGCACAGGCCCACUAUCAGGGCAAGAACCACGCCAAGAAGCUACGGCUCGCUGAGGCCCAACAGAACUCCAAUAACAUGGAGGGCAGCAAUGAGGCAGCCACAAGAAGAAACAAAAAAGAUGGCAGUGAGUACAGACUGGUGAAAAACCGCCGCAGCCCACAGCUACCUGCUUCCAUGCCAGGGCCGUACUACAACCCCAGACCGAGGCAGCGCAUCCCCAGGGACUUGGCCAUGUGCGUGACUCCCAGCGGCCAGUUCUACUGCUCCAUGUGCAACUGCGGAGCCGAGCAGGAGACGGACUUCAGGCAGCAUCUGGAGAGUAAGCAGCACAAAGCAAAAGUGUCGGAGUUAAGAUACCGCCACGAGAUGGAGAACCUUGGCUACAGCUAAGAAACACAAGGGAGGAUGGGGGAAGAGAAAAGACAGAGCGGGACAGAAUAGGUGGGAAGACAAAAAAAGAGAAGACCAAAGUGCAGCAAAGCAAAUACUACCUGGUGUUUGAGGGGCAUAUUUAGUGAAGGGAUUAGCCCAAAUGGCCUCAAGACCUUGUUGCAAUUCAUUUGAUUUACGCUUAAGCACUUAUAUCUUCGCAUUUGACAUAAUGCUCUACCACAUGCAGCUAUAAUUGGAUUUGAUGGAUUUAUUUGAUCUGGGUAUUGCAUUUCAAAUUCAGUCUGUAUAUUGAAGCAGGCUGCACCAUGUAUGCUGAGAACAGGAAGUUGAGAAAAAUAUGGAUUUUUUUUUACAUACAAGUAAAAAUAAAGUCUCUUUUUAUAGGCACUGAAUAAGAUCACAUUUUUGAUCCACCUUUUUUGUUAUACUGUUUUUGGUUCCUCUAAGGCUUUGAGUGGGUUGCAUUCUGACUCAGGAUACAGGUAAAUGAAUUGCAAGUAAAUCUUGAGCUUGUUCAGGCUCCAGGAAGAGGACAAGUGGGGCACAGAAGGCCAACAUGACAGGAGAGGAGACACACUUAGAAAAGAUGAGGACAUGCAGAGAGUCCAAACAUUAAGCGCAAAAUGUUGAAAAUAGAGAGAAACCGGUUGGUAGACGUAAAUGGAUGCAUAGAGGGAAACACUGGAAAACAAAGUUUAAGACAAAAUUCUUGAGUGUGAAUCAGCCGUGCAGGUAUUUUUGUACAGGCCCUAUAGCAGGGACUUCAGGGCCACGUAGUGACCACUGAGCCACAAAUUUAACAUCUUAAUAACCUAACACAGGU